AUGGAUGCGAACUUGCAACUGUAUGCACGCAUACAGUACUUGGAUGAAAAACUCUUAAAGGAAUUUCCCUGCAAACUGAAUUACGAGAAAUUAAUGAGGAAGCAUGUUUUGCUCUUGUUCUCUGUAGCCGUCAUUUAUAUGACGGUAAUAGUACUUGCAGUUUCACGAGCAUCACAUGGCCAGGAAUUUGUAGUAAACCUAUUAGCUGGACUAGCUUAUACGGCAGUGACCGGUGGUCCCCACAUGAAUUGUUAUGCCCAAAUGAAUAUGGCCGAGAUAUUGAGUAUUCGUUUCCGUCUUUUGCAAAAGUUGCUGUCCAAGCAUGUUGUGUGUUCUUCGAGAUUAAGUGUACCGCAGCAAGUGGAUUGUUUGCGUAGCCUCAUCUCCCUUGUGCAAGAGUAUCAUGUCUGUAUACGUCACAUAAACAAGGUGUAUGCCGUGUGCUUAGCAUCGACUCUGUUACAUGAUUUUACUUUGACGACAAGCGAGUUUUACUUAAUAUUUGGUGGCUCCUCAAAGAACACUCAAAGGGAGAAUACUUUGAUUUGGUAUGUGGCAGUUUGCAUGAUUCUGCCCCUUUAUAAGAUGACCAUAGCGCCCAUAUAUUGUGACAAAGCAAUUCGUGAGGGUAAGAAAUGCUUAAAAAUUAUUAUGGACACAGAAUGUUGGUUUCCUCGCAACACUGACGUGCGUCAAAUGGUUUCCUUAUGUUUAAUGUGGCGCAAAGAUAAUACAAUCGAGUUUUUCUGUGGCACUAUGAUUUUUAAUAAACAAAUUAUAGCGGUGGUUUAUUCACAAAUAUUUAACUAUCUUUUAAUUUUAAUACAAUUUCGCAUGACACAAGAAAUGGGCGAUCAAAUUGAGAAGCAAAAGAACACAAUACAGGAGUGGAUUGGUGUGGACUAUGUUUAA
Lucilia cuprina (Australian sheep blowfly) is the source of this 912-nucleotide messenger RNA. RefSeq names its product putative gustatory receptor 57a (gene Gr57a). The transcript is spliced from 3 exons. Lineage: Eukaryota; Metazoa; Arthropoda; Insecta; Diptera; Calliphoridae. The record is from RefSeq and is a predicted model, not a curated record. Gene Ontology annotation, biological process: sensory perception of taste. The coding region runs from base 1 to 912 and encodes 303 amino acids. Gene Ontology annotation, cellular component: membrane.